Molecule: messenger RNA, 1051 nt
Organism: Odocoileus virginianus texanus
Lineage: Eukaryota; Metazoa; Chordata; Mammalia; Artiodactyla; Cervidae
Source: RefSeq, a predicted model, not a curated record
GCGCAUGCGCGAAGGCCAGGCGCCCCUUAGUUCGUGCUUCUGCCUCUUUGACAAUGGCGGCUUGCGGCGUCGGGCUAUUGACCCGUUUGUCCCUGCGCGCUCAGAGAAGCCAAGUCCAGUGCCCUCUUCGCAGGCUUCUCAGUUGCCCAGGAACGGUGGCCGCAGACCUCAGGAGGGAAGAGCAGUCCUCGGGGAGCGCGGAGACAGGCUCUGAAGACAGGACUCCAAAAAAGAGAUUCUCCGAGGUGCAAAACGAGAGACGAGGGCAGGCCCAGCGGACUGUGUUGAUCCACUGCCCAAACAAAAUUGAUGAGAAAAAGUUUCUCAAGUUCUUAUCCCAGCAUGGACCUAUUAACAGCCACUUCUUCUAUGAAAGUUUUGGUCUUUACGCUGUUGUAGAAUUUUGUCAGAAGGAAAGUGUAACUUCAUUGCAGAAUAUAACUCGGACUCCAAGCCUGGGCCCAGAGGCUGCAAUUCCAUUCAAGUCACGUUACUUCAAUUUAAAAUUGAGAAAUUCAUCAAACCAGACUUCUGAACUGUCAAGUAUUCAAUGUAGUAACCAGUCUUCUCCUUCAAGCAAGAAGCUUUAUCAGUUACUUUGUUGUGCAGAAAGUGUAGAUGAUCAGCUAAACACUCUGUUGAGGGAAUUCCAGCUCACCGAGGAGAACACCAGGCUCCGGUAUCUCACCUGCUCUCUCAUUGAAGACGUGGCAGCUGCGUACUUUCCGGACUGUGCAGUCAGACCCUUUGGCUCCUCAGUGAACGGUUUCGGGAAACUAGGAUGUGAUUUGGACAUGUUUUUGGAUCUAGAUGAAAUUGGAAAAUUUACUGCUCAAAAGACCUCAGGAAAUUUUCUGAUGGAAUUUCAAGUGAAAAACGUUCCUUCGGAAAGAGUUGCGACUCAGAAGAUCCUGUCUGUGAUAGGAGAGUGCCUAGACCAGUUUGGCCCAGGCUGCGUGGGAGUACAGAAAAUACUGAAUGCCCGCUGUCCCCUUGUCAGGUUCUCACACCAGGCCUCUGGAUUUCAGUGUGAUUUGACUACUAACAACAG